Molecule: messenger RNA, 1476 nt
Organism: Drosophila willistoni
Lineage: Eukaryota; Metazoa; Arthropoda; Insecta; Diptera; Drosophilidae
Product: zinc carboxypeptidase
Exons: 2
Coding region: 1-1368 (455 amino acids)
Biological process (GO): proteolysis
Molecular function (GO): metallocarboxypeptidase activity; zinc ion binding
Source: RefSeq, a predicted model, not a curated record
AUGAAAAUUUUAAAUAUGCUAACCUGGCACUCUGCGUCGCUCUGGCUAGUCAUUACAACUUUGGCCAUGGCAGCUACCGGUUCGAAAGUCUUAAGUGAAAAUGUGGAUUGCGGAGGAGGCAGCGUAGUUGGCGGCGAAACUUGCCAAGUGCCACCAGAUCAGGCGCGUUAUGAUCAUUAUCGCAUCUACAAUGUACAAUUUGAUACCGAGGAGCAAAUCAAGUUAUUUCAGAAGUUAGAAGAUGAAAGUGAUAGCCUAACAUUUAUUGGUCAUGCACGGGAGAUUGGACAAAAACUAUCUAUUCUGGUGGCCGCCCAUCGCGUGGCAGAUUUUGCGGAUUUACUCAAGACAUAUAAUAUCCAGCAUCGUGUACUGACUUAUAAUUUUCAGGAUAAGAUUGAUAGCAAUUUACGGGAAGUUUUGCCUGACAGCAUUGAUCCUUCCAAAUUGGAUUGGCAACACUUUUUCCAUUUGAAAACCAUCUACGCCUGGCUAGACCAGACGGCUGAAAAAUAUUCGGAUCGUCUUACGGUCUUGGAUAUGGGCUCUAGCACUCAGAAUAAUCGUAUUUUGGGAAUUAAACUGGCCACUAAUCCAAAUAAUAAGGCGAUUUUCAUUGAGGCCGGCAUACAUGCUCGGGAAUGGAUUUCACCGGCCACAGCCACGUAUAUUAUCAACGAGCUGUUGACGUCCCAGGAUGCAGGAGUACAGAAACUAGCCAGAGAUUACAAUUGGUUUGUUUUCCCGAGUGUCAAUCCAGACGGUUAUAAGUAUACCUUUGAACAUGAUCGAAUGUGGCGUAAAAAUCGUCAGCUCUUCGGUACUAGUCGAGGAGUGGAUUUGAAUCGCAAUUAUCCGGAUCAUUGGAACUCUACUGGGUCGAGCAGUGAUCCCACACGUUACGAUUAUGCGGGUCCUAGUGCCGGCAGUGAGGUGGAAACGCAACGGCUCAUUGAAUUUAUACGCAGCCAUGCGAAGAAGGAACAGAUAAAGACAUAUAUUGCCUUACACUCGUACUCUCAAAUGCUAAUGUUCCCCUACGGUCACACCAAAGAUCGCGUCUAUAACUAUGAUGACCUCCAGGAGUUUGGUAAGAAAGCAACCGCAGCAAUAAAGGCAGAAAGCGGUCGUGACUAUGUAAGCGGCAGCUUAUAUGAAACAAUUUAUCCUGCGGGUGGCGGCAGCAUGGAUUGGGCUCAUGCCGAGCUAGAAAUUCCAAUAGCCUAUACGUUUGAGCUGCGUGGUCCUCCAGACAGUCAGGAUUUGUUUAUAUUGCCAGCCGUCCAGAUACAGCCAACGGCCAGUGAAGCCUUCACAGCCAUAAGGACAAUUGUGGAGGCAGCCGCUGAAAAGGGCUACUAUAAAUAAUUAACAGCAAAUCCUAUGAAAUCUCAACGCGUUUAACGACUUUUGGCUAGACUUUAAAUAUUCUUUUGUAUGCGAUUUUGUCUUCAAUAAAGAUACAUGUAUAAUAUA